Messenger RNA from Lachancea sp. 'fantastica', 855 nucleotides. The record is from the annotation of a GenBank genome assembly. Lineage: Eukaryota; Fungi; Ascomycota; Saccharomycetes; Saccharomycetales; Saccharomycetaceae.
AUGUCUAAGAAAAAGACGUUUACCAAAAACAUGUGGAAAGAACCCGUUUGGGUGGGAGAAGGUGGAGACCCGAUGGAUGAAUCAUCCUGUACGAACAAUUGUGGGUCUUUCUUGGUUCGGGGGGGGGAAACCAAAAACAUCAUCAUCAUCAUCAUACUUUACGAACCAAAUGGGUCCUCAUUUAGAAAGAAAAGACCCGUAUCAUACUUUACGAGCAAAAUAAAAAAAAGGUGGGUUCCUUUUCACUUUCUACGGGACCCAUCCGGGAAAUGGGUCGUCACUUCAAACGGAGAAAAGUGGGUCUCAUGUCCUAUACCCACCCACUCACACAUGACUACAACUCCUCUAUCCUUCCUUCCCAAUUCUCUUAACACAUUCCUAGCUCUCCUCUCCUCCCCAAAAGCUUUCGUUUCUUGUUGUUCGCUUUCUCGUUAUCACUUUGUUCCAUUGUGUCACAUCAAGCCUAUAACACACUCUCACUUUUUGCAAAAGCAAAGGCACACGCACACCCCGUUUACAUUUUGCAAUAGCACAAACCCGGCAUUUUACACCCCAUUACUCUUUUCCAUCAUGGGGCACGUGACCUGUCUCUCUUCUUCUUUUUUUAGUGGAGUAUCACGUGCAUUCCGCUUAUUUUCCCCUUUUUUUUGCUACCGGUUCUCAUCACGUGAAACGGGCGCGCCCCUUUUGGCUUACCUAAUUCAUGGAACCUCAUGGAACAUUGUUCGUCACAUGUCCUUUUUCCUUUUUCCCUCAAAACAAGUUCCAAGAACUAUAAAAGGGACAAGAGAUCAACUCCAAGAUCCCAUUAACUCAAAACCACUUCUAUCUUCUACCGUUUAUAGUUCAUCUUAA